Molecule: messenger RNA, 1833 nt
Organism: Monascus purpureus
Lineage: Eukaryota; Fungi; Ascomycota; Eurotiomycetes; Eurotiales; Aspergillaceae
Source: the annotation of a GenBank genome assembly
AUGGACGCUGCCAAAUCCAAGGCAGCAUCGUAUGAUGUUGGAAUCGACGAGGUCCCAGGCGCGAGCAAAUCGGAGUCCGACAUCAAGGCCAUCUCAUCAGAGAAAAGCCCUUCUGUGGACUAUGAAGGCGCGUUCGUGGGCAAAAUAUACCCCACUGAAGAGGAAAUGCAUACGCUGCCUCGAGUGACUGGGAAGGUGCCAUGGGUGGCCUUCACAGUCGCCUUUGUGGAGCUGUGUGAGCGUUUCUCAUACUAUGGGACCACUGCCGUUUUUGUGAACUUCAUCCAAAGACCUCUACCCGCAAAUUCAAGCGCAGGUGCCGGUAAAGACGAAUUCGUUCCUGGAGCCUUGGGGAUGGGACAACGCGCAUCAACUGGAUUGACGUUAUUCAACCAAUUCUGGUGUUAUGUCACGCCGCUCAUCGGAGCGUACAUAGCAGAUGAGCAUCUGGGUCGACUGAAGACCAUCAUGUGGUCCAACGCAUUUGCACUCCUUGGGCACGUUAUCCUGAUCAUAUCUGCCAUUCCAAGUGUAAUCGCACACCCUGGAGGCUCAAUUGCAUGCUUUUCAAUUGGCUUGGUCAUCAUGGGCAUUGGGACUGGUGGUUUCAAGUCAAACAUCUCAGUCCUGAUUGCAGAGCAAUAUCAAGAAGACCGACCGUACAUAAAAACUCUGGAAAAUGGCAAACGAGUCAUCGUUGAUCCGGCCGAGACCGUGUCACGGAUCUACCUCUACUUCUAUCUAAUGAUCAACAUCGGGUCUCUCACCGGUCAAAUCAGCAUGGUUUAUGCAGAGCGAUAUAUUGGGUUCUGGCUGGCUUUCCUACUGCCGACUAUCAUGUACUGCUUCUGUCCCUUGGUCCUAUUCUUCUGCCGCAAGAGGUACAAGGUGGCCAAACCAACGGGAUCUGUAUAUUUGCAUGCGCUCCGGAUCUGGAAGAUGGCCCUGAGUGGCCGCUGGUCCAGACCCGCUAAACUGUUCAAGCAGAGUGAAUCGACUGAAGCUUGGGAGCGCAUCAAGCCCAGCAAGUUGGGUGAUAAUAAACCCAAAUGGAUGACUUUCGACGACCAAUGGGUCGAUGAAGUCCAUCGCGGCCUGUCUGCCUGCAAGGUUUUCCUGUGGUAUCCUCUAUUCUGGCUCGCCUACAACCAGAUGUUGAACAACCUGACCUCACAAGCAGCCACCAUGCACCUCGGCGGCGUCCCCAACGACAUCAUCAACAACCUAAACCCAUUUGCCCUCAUCAUCUCCAUCCCUAUCAUGGAUCGGCUCAUAUACCCUUGGCUCCGCAGGAUGGGAAUCCACUUCACGCCCAUCAAACGGAUCACCGCCGGCUUCUUCGUUGCCGGCUGCUCUAUGAUCUCCGCUACCGUAACGCAGCACUAUAUCUACAAGAAAGGACCGUGCGGCAAGGAAGCCAACUUGUGCGUGGAAGAGUAUGGAAAAUACAGCGACAUCUCCGUCUGGGUGCAGGCCGUGACCUAUGUGCUUGGUGGCAUUUCUGAGAUCUUCGCCUCUAUCACCUCGCUCGAAUACGCGUUCACCAAGGCGCCCAUUAACAUGCGCUCCCUCAUCCAGGCCGUGGCAUUGUUCAUGAACGCCUUCUCCUCUGCCAUCGGACAGGCGAUGGUCAGCUUGUCGGAGGAUCCGUUGCUGGUGUGGAAUUACGCGGUGACCGCUAUUCUGGCCUUUGUGGGCUGUAUCGGGUUCUGGCUUACCAACUACAAGCUCGAUCGGGAGGAGGAUAAGUUGAACAAUCUGCCGCAGAGCCAUUUCAGUCAGCAGCAGCAGGCUGCUGAGGAGGAGGGUGACGUCGCCGAGAAGAGGGUGUAG